AUGUCAGACUCUUCAUUGCAACAACCUCCAAAACGGAUCUGGGCCUCCCUAAUAACAAACCUCUCCUACCUCCCAGGCCUCUUAACCCUCCACCACUCCCUAAACCACCCAUCUCCAGACCCAGGGAUCGCCUCAACGAACCUCAAUGCCGCCCAAGGGACAAAAUACCCCUUUGUAGCCUUCUACACCUCAACCUUCCCAGCCACAGGCCUAGAAAUCCUCAAAGCACGCGGCAUCCCAGCAAAACACGUCCAAUCCGUAACACCAGGUAUAACACGCAAGUACGCGCAAGACCCACGCUUUGCAGAAACAUGGAACAAACUCAUCGUUUUCUCGCUGGAGGAGUAUGACCGCGUCGUCCUCCUUGAUGGAGAUAUCCUUGUUAGGAGGAAUAUGGAUGAACUCAUGGAGAUGGAGUUAGAUGGGAGGGAUGUACUUGACAAUGGCCAAGCAAGACGGGCUUUCGCUGCUGCGCAUGCUUGUGCUUGUAAUCCUAUGAAGAAGGAGCAUUAUCCUGCUACCUGGAUCCCCGCAAACUGCGCCUAUACAACCCAACACGCAACCCCAGACCAUGCCCAGUCAACAGCACCAGCACCGGGCUCCGGCGUAGGCAUGCUAAACAGCGGCGUGUUGGUGGUGACCCCUUCACUCAAGAUCUACGACGAGAUAAGCACCGGACUGGCCGAUCUAGCGCGGAUAGAGAAAUACGAUUUCCCAGACCAGGAAUUGCUCUCUGAAGUCUUCGACGGGCGGUGGGUGCCACUGCCUUAUGUUUAUAAUGCGUUGAAGACGUUGCGGAUGGAGGGUGUGCAUGAUUGCCUAUGGCGGGAUUCGGAGGUCAAGGCUGUGCAUUAUAUUUUUGGGACGAAGCCUUGGCAUGAGGAUGUACGUGAGGGGAAUGUAUCUGGGCUUGAUGAGGUGAAUGUUUGGUGGUGGAGGGCUAAUUGGGAACGGCAGGCGUUGGAGAGGGGGGAAAGUUGA
Penicillium antarcticum is the source of this 981-nucleotide messenger RNA. Its product is annotated as Glycosyl transferase family 8. The record is from RefSeq and is a predicted model, not a curated record. Bases 1 to 981 code for a protein of 326 amino acids. Gene Ontology annotation, molecular function: glycosyltransferase activity. Lineage: Eukaryota; Fungi; Ascomycota; Eurotiomycetes; Eurotiales; Aspergillaceae. The transcript has 3 exons.